This is a messenger RNA of Lachancea dasiensis, 1746 nucleotides long. NCBI's taxonomy places the organism in Eukaryota, Fungi, Ascomycota, Saccharomycetes, Saccharomycetales, Saccharomycetaceae. The record is from the annotation of a GenBank genome assembly.
AUGGACAGGUACACUAAUAUCCAUCAUCCUGACUAUGUGCCGGGUACUUUCAACAUUUACUCGUCCAAAAGCCUGGAAAAUGGUGUCAUUUACGACUCUACGUUGCGGAAGACCGAAGACGGUGUAGUUUUGAUCCCGCAACCGUCCGAAUCGCCCAACGAUCCUCUCAACUGGUCCAAACUGCGUAAGUUUUCUCACUUUGCUUUGAUGGCCUUCAUAACUGCUUUUACUGCGGCAACUAGUAACGAUGCUGGUGCGGCCCAAGACUCGCUGAACGAGAUAUACGGUAUCUCUUACGAUGCAAUGAACACUGGUGCAGGCGUUCUGUUUUUGGGUAUUGGUUGGGGGACGUUGUUUUUAGCCCCUUUCGCCAACUUGUACGGGCGUAAGAUUACCUACAUCAUUUGUACAGUUCUAGGUCUGGGAGGUGCAAUUUGGUUUGCGUGUGCAAGCAAAACCAGUGAUACUAUUUGGUCACAGCUUCUAGUUGGAAUCAGUGAGUCAUGUGCCGAGGCCCAAGUUCAACUUUCUCUGAGUGAUAUUUACUUUCAACAUCAGUUGGGGUCUGUUCUAACGGUCUAUAUCUUGGCCACCAGUGUGGGGACCUUUCUGGGCCCUUUGAUAGCAGGUUACAUAUCCUCUCUAGCAAGUUUCCGCUGGGUGGGCUGGUCGGCUGCUAUUAUCUCCGGUGCCUUAUUGGUAGUUAUAAUUUUCGGUUGUGAGGAAACAUACUUCGACCGCAACAGAUAUGUGACACCGGUUUCCAACAAAAACUCAGACCACCGGGGUAACUACGAGACUCAAACCCAUCAGAAUUCAGGUAACAGCGAAAAUAGCGAUGAUUCCGAUCCUCCACAUGAAAAGCAAGAUUUAUCAACACACAAAGUUGACAAGGUGGCCGAGGUCAACCACAGCAGCAUGAAUGCCUCCGUGGAGGAUUUUAAACUGCUAGAUGGAUCGGAAGAGAAAAUGAAACCUUGGCAUAAGAGAAUGGCUAUUAUCACGAAGGCAACCAAUUUGCGCGGGUGGGGAUUUAAGCAGUACUUUCAGUAUCUUGGUUUGAACAUGAGAAUGUUUUUGUUUCCUCCAGUCUGGUUGUCUGGUUUUUUUUGGGGUAUUCAAGACGUUUUUCUAAGUUUCUAUCUGACCACCGAGGACACGCUCUACUACGAUCCCCCUUGGAACUAUGGUGAUUAUGCUGUCGCUAUUAUGAAUGUCCCAACCCUGAUCGGUGCCGUUAUAGGGUGUAUUUACGCCGGUAUCAUCAGCGACUAUUUUGUGCUUUGGAUGGCCCGCAGAAACAAUGGGAUCUUGGAGGCAGAAUACCGGUUGUACUUCUCUUUUGCAACUGCUAUCAUCGGCCCUGCCGGUCUAUUGAUGUUCGGAAUUGGCUCGGCCCGUGCGUUGCCUUGGCAAGUAGUUUACGUUGGUCUUGGCUUUAUUGGAUUUAGCUGGGGCUGCUCCGGAGAUAUCGCAAUGGCAUAUUUGAUGGACUGCUAUCCCGAUAUGGUUCUGGAAGGUAUGGUGUGCACUGCCAUCAUUAAUAACACGACGUCAUGCAUUUUCACAUUUGUCUGCUCAUAUUGGUUAGACGCGUCAGGAACUGAAAAUACGUACAUCGCGCUAGCAGUCAUCAAUUUUGGUAUCACUCUUCUUGCCGUUCCCAUGUACAUUUGGGGUAAAAGAAUCAGAGUGGCCACCAAAAAGUGGUACAUCGCUUCUAUCGCGUUCAGGGAUGGUGUAUAG